AUGUUGAGUCCAGCUAGGAAACAAAUAAUCAAACAUAUACCCAGCUUCUCGAAGUCUAUGGUAGGGCUCCAGACCGGAAGCGUUCCCCGCAUGAGUCUCAUGACUCGUUCUCUGUCAACCACGAGAAUAAACUUCCAGACAAAGGCUCAAGACAAGGCCAAAAAGCCCAAAAUCAACUAUUAUGAAAAGGUGAAGAAAGGAACGACGUUCCUGAUAGCGUCGGGCCUGGUUGUGGGUGCUCUUGGAUUGGCUUCUAUGACGAUCUAUCUAUUGGUUGCAGAACUGGCGUUUCCCUCAGGCGACACUCAAACUUUCAACAGAGUGGUCAAGAUGAUUGAGAAAGAUGAGAAGUCAUGUGAACUGUUGGGAAAUCCCUUGGGUCACACACUUAAGGCGUAUGGCUCCGACCAGUUCAAUGACAAGUGGACCAGGAACAGGCCUAUAACGUCCUCGCGCAAGCUUGGAAAGGACGGAAAGGAGCAUCUGUUCAUGAGAUUGACCGUGGAAGCUGAUUCCGGUAAAUGGGGUCAUGUUGUGAUGGAAGCAAUUGACGAGUCGAUUUACAAGCAGAAUUACUUGUACGUGUAUCUGGAUGUUCCUGGUGAGAAAAGACACUAUCUGGUGGCCCCAAAGACUUUUGGCGGCGCCAGCACUGGAGGUUCAUUCAAGUUUCUGGGCAUUGAGUGGGGUUCUCCAAGGAGAUGA
Kuraishia capsulata CBS 1993 is the source of this 705-nucleotide messenger RNA. RefSeq lists its product as uncharacterized. Bases 1 to 705 code for a protein of 234 amino acids. Gene Ontology annotation, biological process: protein import into mitochondrial matrix. NCBI's taxonomy places the organism in Eukaryota, Fungi, Ascomycota, Pichiomycetes, Pichiales, Pichiaceae. The transcript has a single exon. Gene Ontology annotation, cellular component: TIM23 mitochondrial import inner membrane translocase complex. The record is from RefSeq and is a predicted model, not a curated record.